Molecule: messenger RNA, 2666 nt
Organism: Eupeodes corollae
Lineage: Eukaryota; Metazoa; Arthropoda; Insecta; Diptera; Syrphidae
Product: protein psiQ
Exons: 4
Coding region: 533-2644 (703 amino acids)
Source: RefSeq, a predicted model, not a curated record
UUAAAAAGUCCAUUAUAGUAAAUGGCAAACUUUCAACUAAAUGACACUUCCAAUUGACAGUUAAGUUUGACAUGUUUCAAAUUUUAUCCGACCUAUAUUUAGGAAUAUUCAAAUGAUCCCGAAAUCUUUAAUUUCUAUGAAAAUACACCAUUCAGAAAUACAAAUAAUUCGCUACUGAAUUCCCUUGUAUUGAAUUUUUUUAUAUUCACUUAAUGAUAUUUGACGUAUUUACAUAACCUAUCGCGAUUAUUUUUAAUUUUAGGUAAGUGUAUAGUUGAUGAUGUGCUAUAAUAAUUGCAUUCUAGCAUAUUGUUUUAGUUUUCCUAUAAUUUUAAAACAAUGACAACUUUAGAAGUCUUAUCAAAAAUUCGUUAUCUAUCUCACUUUACACUUAAAUGAUAAAACUUUUAAAGAUAUUCAAACUUUAAAAUAAUAAAACGUCCACGAGUAGUUAAACAACUUAUAACGAUAGUUCCUAAAUAGACUGUCAAGAGAAUUGACCUAAAUUCUUCACGAAAAACUACAGCAUAUAAUGCAUUUGUCAUGGAGCCUUUUGGCAUUGAUCUUUCUAACUUUUAAAGGUAAAUCUUCCGAAGCUAUAACUUGCUAUAAAUGUGAUUCAGUGACAUUAUCAGAAUGUGCCACAAGCUUAGACAGUGAAACAUGGCCAAUAGAAGAAUGCAAGAGUGGUUAUUCAUGUGCUUCAUCAAUUGUGGAUUCUGUAACCUACCGGGGCUGCAGUUCAAACACUCCCAGAGGUCCUAAAUACUAUAAAACGUGCUCAGAAAAUCUAUGCAACGAGGGUGUCUUCCCCCCAGGUCGACUUAAAUGUCAUCAAUGCAGUGGAAUCAAUUGUGUGCCAAAGCAAAUAACCAAACCGAAACCUUGUGUCAAUUUUGACGAGAAUGACAAUUGUUACACUGACGUUAUUGACGAACAAGAAGUAUACCGAGCCUGUGACUCGGACCCUCAAACUAUAAGAACUCCUACUCAAAUGGCAGUCUAUUGUGAUUUUAAUGGAUGUAAUAAUUUGACAGCAGUAGAGACAUUAACAUGCUCCAAAUGUGACUCAUAUAAUGGAAGAGGCUGUAAAAUGGAUCUUUUCGAAAUUUAUAAUACAUCAUGUGUCAUAAACAAUAACACAACUUGUAGCGAUUUGUCUAUGUUGGGCCAUGAACAGCCAAGCUGCUUUUUGUACACAAAUUUAGACCAUGUUGUGCGGGGCUGUUCAUAUGACAGUGAAAAAUUGUCACUUGAUGCUGAAAAUUUUGAAACUUGUUACUCGAGCUUGUGCAACAAAAACUGUCUCAAGCAACAGAAAUGUAUUAUUUGUGAUUCUCAAACGAAUGGUGAAUGCAUAGGUGAUCCUGGAUUAUUGACAGUUUCGACUUGUGAAGGAGCUGAGGCAUCAUCUUGCCAUUCGUGUGAAUCCAAAGAUGGCUCUGUCCAAAGAGGAUGUGGUGUUCCGUCCCGUACUCCAGAUUCCCGCUGCUAUGAGUGCCAGGGCGAAGGUUGCAACAAAUCCAACUUCACCAAAUGCUACAAGUGUACGUCAGAUGAGAGCCCAAACUGUGGCCAAUGGGCGAAUCCAAAUAUAAUCGAUGUGGAAAGUUGUGAAAUAGCUGGAGCAGGCUGUAUCAGUGCCGUUUUUCCAAAUGGAAAGACACUUCGAGGGUGCGAGAGCCCUCAACUAAAGUGCAAUGGCACACAGUCCAGUUGCUAUGCAUGCUCAGGAAGUUUAUGUAAUAACGGAGUAUAUCCAGCUGUGCGAUUGCAGUGCCACCACUGUGAUGGACGGGCAAAGUGCAGUAACAUUUUUGAUAACUCAACUGUCCUACCAUGUGCUGAAUAUGAUAAGAAUGAUGCAUGUUUCGAGUUCUUGAGCGGAAGGAAGACCAUGGUACGUGGGUGUCGAUCCGACCGGACAUUAUUUUAUGAAUGCCUAUUGGCGACACAAAAUGGUAAUGGCUGUAGACUUUGCGCUGGCUCUGGAUGCAAUAACACCCCGGCAAGUCGACCCGCAUCUCUCAGUUGUCAUAAAUGCUCGCGGGAGCAUCAAGGCUGUUCUUGGUUCCAAGACAAUCGCACUUUGGAGAAAUGUCAAAAUGAAGUGACAUUUUUGACAAUGGAAAGUUGUUUUACUCGUCGGUUUUUAAAUGGAACAAUUAGCCGAGGUUGUAGCUUGGAUUUGAAUGAAAACGAAGUGAGUGGCAGUGUUGAGUUUUUGGAAUAUACUUGUGAUGACGAGGGCUGUAAUGACAAAAGUCAAGUUGCUCAAAAAUGCAUUGCUUGUCGAGGGAAAAUAAUAGAAAAUAAAACAUGUAUAACAGAAGUUGGCUCCUUGGAGAGUGUCCAAUGUGGGGAUGAUUCGAUGAAAUUUGAAGAACGUGGAUGUUACACGAAAAUUGAUGGUGAUUUUAUUGAACGAGGUUGUGCUUCAACUUUAUCAAUUCCUGAACUUCAACAAUGUCAGCAAAGUAGCGAAAAAGAAUGUUUCUAUUGUCAAGGCAUUGAGUGCAACACUUCUUCUAACUUUACUUUCAUAGUUUUACCUAAAAAUUUUGGCUCUCGUAUUAUUUUUCAAACAUCACUUGUUAAGUUUUAUUUUAUAGCAUUUUUAUUAAUGACAUAUUUUAAUAAAUAAACGAAGAUUUUUCCGUAAAUUA